Cataglyphis hispanica is the source of this 2665-nucleotide messenger RNA. It is a transcript of the gene Dh44, whose product is annotated as diuretic hormone 44. Gene Ontology annotation, molecular function: hormone activity. Gene Ontology annotation, cellular component: extracellular region. The coding region runs from base 334 to 879 and encodes 181 amino acids. The transcript has 4 exons. Lineage: Eukaryota; Metazoa; Arthropoda; Insecta; Hymenoptera; Formicidae. The record is from RefSeq and is a predicted model, not a curated record.
AGUGAGGAACUCCGGCGUGCCACCUGUUAAAGGCGCCUGUCCAGAUCAUCCUCACGACCCCGUCGUCGCUAUCACUGUGUAUCGAGUUCUGUCACAUCUUCGGUUUUAUUCGUCUCAUCUCAGUUCAGACGGUUUUAAUAUUGACGACUCGCGAUCGACUCGGAGUCGGAAGUCACCGGCAAAGUCACCCCUCGCACAUCUUCACGUCUUCCUUGAAAGAGAAAAUUCAUUCAUUCCCGCUUCUUUAUUUUCGGCAAAAAAUCGCGGAGAGAUUACUAAUCCAGGAUUCUUCUCCGGGCCGGUCCUUCCACGGAAUCUUCGCAAAUUCAACAAAUGAACGUUGUUAAUUUACAUUCUUCUUGCACGAUGAUAUUGCUCGGCAUUCUGGCGUCUACGACGAUAAUCGGCCUCACAAGUUCCGCUCCUCUAUCAUCGUACGAAAGAAGGGAUAUGUCGGAUGAUGGUCCCAAAAUUUUCCUCUUGAUGGAUGAAAGGGUACCAGAACUGGAGAAGGAGAUACUUGGCAACGAGCUCGGAUCGGACGUGACGCGCGUCAAGAGAAUCGGGUCCCUGUCGAUCGUCAACAACUUGGAUGUGCUAAGGCAGAGGGUCCUGCUGGAGCUCGCUCGUAGGAAGCAGGAGCAAGAUUUGCGACAGAUCCAGGAAAAUCGCCGUGUUCUCGAGAAUAUCGGCAAGCGAUCGGUGCCGGGAUCGGACGCCGGCAGGAUCGCGAGAUCCGGCAAAUCGAGAAAUGAUCAUCGUGACAGGCCUGCAGUGUCCAACAGGAUCGAGUGGAUCGAAGAGGAUGAUCCGUUGUUUCGCGGAUCGCAAGACGGUCGGAUGGCCAGAGUGCAGGCUAAUGAACUACGCCUGUUGUAACCGCGUCCUCGACCUGCAAAGAAAAACUCCAGAUCCGAUAUCUUAGCUCUAUUGCUAUAUGCGACUUUUAACGACCAUCAUUAUUGUGAUAAGUUAUUUUAUUGAUUGUCCUUGUUUUUCGUUUAUCCGUAUUUCUCGCGUAACAAGUAGUUUACGAAUUAAUGGCAGUUGCAACAGGCGAUACAAAUGUCUGAAUUUUACGAUUAGUGUAUAACAAGUGUGAGCAAAUCCAAUUGAGGAAUCGAAAUAUUUUCGACUUCUUUUCUAUAUAAUUCUACUAAUUUUAGCGUUUAUUUAUUGAGUCAGGUUGUAAUAUAUUAAUGCGUAAUACUACAUUUGGUUUGGCAAGAAUAAAAAAUAGCGAUUGUAUUGUUCGAAGAUUACGUACGAUGAUAGAUUUGUGACCAUUGCGCGUAAUGUUUCUCCAAACAAACGUGCAAAGAUCUGAGAGCUUUAUUUCAGAGCUUUUCUUAUUGUUCCUUUCUAUAUCUUAGCUUCUUCGGACAUGGAGAAAGGUGUAACAAAGCAGUAUUAUACAUUGUGAUCUUGUCUAAGCUCUUCUAUUACGCAGAGAAUACCCUCGUUCCUCUUAGCGUAUUUAAUUGUAUCCGCAGCAUUUAUCAAUUAUUCGCAUUUGCAGAAGACAAGGCGAUAUGAGAGCGACGUGAGUUGAUUGAACUUACAAUUUUACUUUUGCCAACCCCAAUAUAAAUGUACAAAUACUUUAUUAUAUCGAUAGCGAUACCGCCUCUUGUGUAUGCCAGCAUUGAUCGUUGAAUGCCAGAAGCAUUUGGCUGCAUGUAUGUACCUGCAGUUUGCAACUCUGAAUGAUAUCUAUUUUCUGCAUAGUGUGUUAAUCAAAAAAAUUGUUCAUGAAUCGAAGAAAGAAUUACCUAAAUCUUGUAAGAGAAUCCGGAAAUCACACAGAUAUAUUGUUUAAUGUUGAAAGGAGACUAUUAUAUAAUACAUAAGAUCGAUGAAGUACAAUAGAUGUAUUCUACAUACUAAUUUAAAAAUAGUUUUAUGUGUAUCUUGUUCUUUUUUUUAAUUUUAAUUUAAUUUUGAUUACUGAUAACUAUAUGAUUGUUUUUUUUUUUUUUAAUUUUGAUUACUGUUAAUUAUACGAUUAUUCCAUUUCUUUUGGCUAUUAUAUAUUUACUCAGUUAUUAUUUAUCGUAACAAGAGUACAAAAGCAGCGAUUAUCGAACAAAUUGUUUAAAAUAAUAUACUGGAUUGAAGGUAUCGCGGAAAAAUAACGGCAAAAAUAAAAUGUCUAUGUAUUAUUACUAUAAUUAUUUAAUAUUCGAUACGAUACGAUUAUGAUUAUGCCACACAAGAAUAUCUUAAAAAAUUUAUAAUUUUAAUGUUUCAUCAAAAUGCUAACUUAGGAUAUCCAAGAAAAAUGUAGUUAUUAAGUCUCUUUCAAUAAUAUCCAUCUCUCAGUGUUAUAUAUAGAACUUAGAAUAUAUGGAGAGACUUUUUUUCUUGGAAGUCUUCUUUAUUAUUAAAAACUAAUUUAAAUAUUAUGUCAAAAAUAUAUUUGUCAAGAAACGAUUUAUAUAAUAUGUUGAAAUAUGUAUAUUACACAUAUGGAUUUUGUAGCGCGAUAAAUUAUUAUUUAUUUACAGAAAUUUAAUUAAACAUAUAACUUUUUUUAGAUCGUCUGCUAUUAAUUGGUUAUGACGAAAUAUCAAAUCGGUGGCAGCUAAUGGAAAUACUGAGUUAUUAGUGAUACACGUUAUUAGUGAUACACGUAACUAAUGAUAAUAAAUUUCGUUUAAAAUCA